UAUACACUAAGGUCAAUGCCUUUCCCAAUGAGUGAUGUGUCCCAGGCUUACCGCAGUAAUCCAGAAAAAACCGAGGAAGCACUGCAGAAAAUACAAUCGUACCUCUUACGGAACAAUCAGAUUAGGAAAUUUUCGCCAGAGCAGGCCUUUCGAUUGCAAGAGAGAAUUAUAACUAGUUCCACACAGCAGAUGGUGGACAGUAUGUGUGAAAUGGUGGAAGAAGAUUUGAACAUCAUUAACAAAGACUCUAUGAAAGAAAAGCAAGAAGAUGUGGUAUUUGCUGAAGAAGUCAUAAAGGAUGCUAAGACAUUAACCACUGUGUUACCAACCUUGUACCAAGUGGGUAAUACUCCACCUUUACUAAGAGCGGUGCAAAACAAGCUGGAGUCAGUAGCUGAAGAAGUCUCCCAGGCUGUAAAUGAAGAAAUCCAGAAUAUGCUACGCAGGCAGGAAGAAUUGGAGAAUGGUGCAGCUUGGUCCAUCUCCUCUGAUUCUUCAGAUGGUUCUUCCAGCCCACAACUCUCGACCAGCGUUAGACAUUCUCAGAAAACACUGGUGCAGCCAGAAAUACAGGGAGUGGUCCCUAGAAUCACUAUAACAUUUGCACAAACUGAGGAUCCUCAGGCUGCCAGGCCUGAGGUUGCCAAACAGCAAAUGGAGGAGGCAGAGGAAGAGCAGGAGACUGUAAAACAUGCAAUAUUUAAUGGAACUGUACCAGUUUCCCGAACACUCAGCCAUAUUAGUGAGGCAAGCAUAGAUGCUGCAAUGGACUUGAAUGCAUCAAUGAGCACUGAGUCAGAGCCACAGAUCAUUGCCAUAUCGAAUUUACUGGAGUCUUCCCAAGUCUCCGAUGCAGAAGCAGAUCAGCCUGUAACUGACGAUACUGUCAACAAGACACUACCAUCUGAAGCUCCACCAGAAAAGUCAAAAAUCCCAGAAAACACAUGUAGGCUGACAGUGGAGAGUGACACUUUUGUUGCUGCUGUACCAUUGGUUCCGAGUGCUGCCUCUACAGAGGAAAAAACUAAGUUGACUGAUCAGAAAACUGGGCCCACAGAGUAUGGAAAGGUGAAACCUGUAGAUGCAGGGAUCGAGGAAGCUCUGAUGACAUUAAAUUCAACACUAGAUGAUUAUCGUGGCCAGUUCCCAGAACUCCAGAAGUUAGAGCUGGAGGUAAAACGUUUAGAGGAAGUGCUGAUGCAGAGGCAGGGUGUGACCAGGAGCAGAACUUCGAGUAUCAGCCUAACUGUGGAGCAUGCACUGGAGAGCUUCGACUUCCUCAACACAUCCGACAUGGAGGAUUCAGAAUUCUCAGAAGAUGAGGCAGAGAAGAUGGGAAGGCGCAGCAGUAAUGUGCGUGGACUCGCUGCAGGGCCCAGUGAAGCACUAACAGAGGAUACUGGAGUUGGCAGUGGUUCUGAAGGGAGUCCAGUUCCAAUGACAACAGGGAAUGAACACUUGGACCAGGUUCUGAUCGUGCACUUGAAUAACUGCAGCAGACUUCUACUGCAAUUGGGUAUCUACGGACCACUACGAUGCCGGGAGAUUUACGCACUGGACAAGCUUCUAAGAGAGGCGCAUGUUCUCGAGAGAGUGUCCAGACUGAGUGAAGAGAAAUCUGGGAACAUAAGCACUGCCGAGGAGGUCAUGCCACUGCUGAAAGAUAAAACGGUCUUUUCUUUCUGGACACACUGUACCGAGGGCCCGAACUUGUUCAGCGCCACAGUCCAGAGCGUUUUGCAGAAGCUGAACUCAAGCUUUGGGAGCAAAGUGAACGAGCACUACUCUGGCCCAGCAGAAGCAGUUUUUAUUAAAUUAGUGGAAAGGUUUUUGGACAGAACGUUGCCAAAACGCGCUCGAAGUGGAAAUGUGGAACUCCUGACUAUCUUCCAAUACUUGAAUCACAUUGAGGAGCAGAAUGUGCCCUCCUUACCUGCCUAUAUCAUGGAGGUAGCAGAUGAAGUAUUCUUGGUUCAGAAUCUACAGUCCUCUGAUAGGGAUGUGGUAUUGAAGAAUCUGAAACAUCUCUCAGGGACCCAGCUCCAGAAAGAUGGUCUAAAAGCUGUUGGUUUGCUUUUGUUGGAAGACAACACCAAGAUCUGCAACACUGCUGCCUCUGUGCUGAAAAACCUGUCAGAAGAUUCCAAAUUCAGAGAAAAGGCUCUGGUUUGUUACUUGGAACUGCUUGAGGAUGAGGAUGAACAGCUGAGAAAAGUAGGAUGCACAGCACUAGCACAUCUAAAGGCCAAAGAGAGUAUUGAUCAACUAGUCUACCUUUGCCAGACUGAUAAAGAAGUCCGUGAUGUUGCUAAACAGACCCUCCUAACUUUUGGUGAAGAAGGUAAAAUUGCCUACAAACAGAUGGAAGAAUCAUUGGACAGUAUGCAGAUGCUCCUGGGAUCAGUCAGUAUGGCCAGUACAGCUUUCUAACUGGAGGUGCUUAAUGUUUAUCAAAGAAAAUGGCCAGCGUCUUCCUGUAAAGAGCUUCUGAAGCAACAUGGCUUUCUCUUUUAAACCAUCAAGUAAUCUAAAAGCCGAGCUACACCUGGGUUUCUAACUUUUUUUAAUACUUAAGAUGUAGCAGCAUGCAUAACUUUUCCUAGGUUUGGGAGUGGGUUUGGGGGAAGAGGGGAAAUGCUACCAUAUGGAAAAGUCACUUUCACUUUCCCAAAGUAUCUGGGAAACAUUGGCAUAGUGAUGCCAAUUCAUCACAUGAAUGCACAUGUUUUGACAAAAGAAAUCCCAAAAGCCAACACAGAGAAGAUCUCCUGGUAAAAGAAACUAUGACCAAAUUGGGACUCGGUGGAAAUGCACUUUGAACAAUUGAAUGUGUGAAUGAUCCACAUAAGAGUGGUUAACCUUGACGGAGGAAAGACCCUGGCAGACAGAUGACUCUAAAAGCCACAGCUGAAAUAUUUACCUACAAUUCUGCAUGUCUUGCUUCUUGGAGGCAGGAAGCUAAAGUGCUGCUUCACGACCAAGUGCCUAGUGUUACGGUGGAGAGCAUACAAGUAUUACAUGUACAAUAAACAGGUCCAGUCUUUUUUAUUUAAUGUUGAAUUAACUUGCAGUAAGGAGAUAAACUGCAGCUUUGAGUUUGUAAACCUGUCUUACUAUUUUCCACAUGGUGCAGUAAAUAGAUAUACCUUGAUUUUCUAUAUAAAUGUAUUAUGUAAGUAAAAGUGAAUUGUGAUCAUAAAUAAAAUUUCAUUAAAUGCAAUGCUG
Messenger RNA from Rhincodon typus (whale shark), 3225 nucleotides. RefSeq names its product rho family-interacting cell polarization regulator 1. Lineage: Eukaryota; Metazoa; Chordata; Chondrichthyes; Orectolobiformes; Rhincodontidae. The transcript has 14 exons. The record is from RefSeq and is a predicted model, not a curated record. Bases 16 to 2430 code for a protein of 804 amino acids.